CUUGAGAUCGAGUUUAUGAAGAAUGUUGGUCACCACAGCAACAUCAUCUGCAUGCUUGCUUGCUGCACCGAGGAUAAAGAUAAAGUGUUAUUAGUGGUUGAAUAUGCAGACAAAGGCGAUUUACUGAACUUCUUAAGGGACRAAAGGAAAAAGAUGUCUACUGCAAAACCCCUAUACUACAACACCGACGAAAUAAUUAAAGAUGACACAUCCACUCAAGAGAACCGAGAUGAAACGUUUAGCACUGAUAGUUUAUUGAAAGAGUUUUUGUCAUUUUCGUGGCAAAUCGCAAMAGGAAUGGAAUACUUGGCAUCCCAAGGGAUCGUCCAUCGUGAUCUCGCUGCUCGCAAUGUAUUACUAACUAACGCCAACUUAGUUAAAAUUGCUGAUUUUGGUCUAUCUCGUCAAAUGACGUACAAAGCGCAAGCAUACAAGGCGCAGGCACGACGCAAGCUGCCUAUAAAAUGGAUGUCGCCSGAGGCUAUAUUUGAGCAGACGUUUACCACAAAGAGUGACAUAUGGUCGUACGGAGUUGUUCUUUGGGAAAUCUAUUCAAUGGGUGGUGCUCCAUACCCAACCAUCACCAAUGCGGCACUAUUCCACUUCUUGAGAAAGGGUAAUAGAUUGGAAAAAACAGACCUCUGCUCCGAUGAAAUGUACAAGCUCAUGACCAAAUGCUGGAAUGAGCAUGCGCAAGAUCGCCCAUCAUUCAGUGACGUCAUAGCUACACUUGAGACGUUGAUGACUCGUGACAGCCCUCAUGUUGAGUUCAUGGGAAUAGAUGAGAGCAACCAAUGUUACAUGGUGCCGUCAUUCAAAAGUGCUCCUGACAGCGAGGAGUCUGGAGACGAGCUGACGAUGGUGUAGGAGUAAGGGUUGUCGUACGUAUUCCAUAUAUGGUAUUAACUAACAAGCGUAUAGCGGUCCCUAACAAGCGAAUAGAAGCACCUUACAAGCGAAUAGCGGUCCCUAAGGAAUCCCAAUUUACCGGUGCUAUUAGCAAUGCAAAAUACUUUAAAUGUCACAAACAAUUCGUUGUUUGCCAGAGUAAUCUCUCGUGGUCAAGUUAGUUAAGGCGCUUUACAUUUGUAGUCGAAGGGUUAGGUUUAGGGAAAAGGGCGGGUCAGGCUAUAAAAUGUUAAAUUCAUAAUUCUAAGUUAAAAUUUGAUAAGA
Exaiptasia diaphana is the source of this 1173-nucleotide messenger RNA. RefSeq names its product fibroblast growth factor receptor 2. Gene Ontology annotation, biological process: positive regulation of kinase activity; multicellular organism development; cell surface receptor protein tyrosine kinase signaling pathway. The record is from RefSeq and is a predicted model, not a curated record. The coding region runs from base 16 to 867 and encodes 283 amino acids. Gene Ontology annotation, molecular function: transmembrane receptor protein tyrosine kinase activity; ATP binding. Gene Ontology annotation, cellular component: signaling receptor complex. The transcript is spliced from 6 exons. NCBI's taxonomy places the organism in Eukaryota, Metazoa, Cnidaria, Anthozoa, Actiniaria, Aiptasiidae.